UAUAUAUAUGUUAUAUAUUUACAUUUAUAUGAGAUGGGACUACUGUAAAUAAUACUAUGUAUAUAAAUUUUAUAUAUAUACACAGACGUUACAUAUAAUACACAGAUGAGAAGCAGCCACAUUUACGGUGUGUUAUGCACGUCCGUCCCGUGUUUUGAAUUUGAAUCGUUCAAAGUCAAGGUCGGUAGUAUUAAAAGAAACUCUAGCAAGAUUUGCCAUAUAUAAAACUAUAGCUGAUAAUUAUGUCUGUGUAAUUCACAACUCAUACCAUAUAUAUAUAUAAAUUCAUAAAAACCAUAUUAUAUAUAUAUUAUUAUAGCCCAUAUUGUCACGUUGUUUCUUGUAGAACUUUAUUAGUUAAACAUUAAAAAAUACAAGCAAAAGAACUUCAUCUCGGUUUAUUUUAUUCUUCGAAAAGAAAAAAGAGUCCACCUUGUUCAUUGUUCUAAGUACUCUCCCAACUAAUCCGUCGUUUGAUAGUAUCCAAUUCCUGAAAAAAUGGCAGCUUUGGUACCCUCCAAACAAAGGCAGCAGCCACAUUUUGUGUUAGUCCCUUUAAUGGCUCAAGGCCAUAUGAUUCCCAUGAUAGACAUGGCUAGGCUUUUUGCCGAGCGUGGAGUUUUCGUCAGCCUAGUGACGACCCCACAUAAUGCCUCGAGAUUCGAGUCAAUCAUUACUCGGGCAUCCCAUUCCGGACUCCCAAUCAAGCUCGUCCAGAUCCCAUUUCCGAGCCAAGAAGUGGGCCUCCCAAUCGGUUACGAGAAUCUUGACAGCUUACCAUCUAGAGACCUCUUGAGACAAUUCUUUAAAGCUCUCAACAUGCUUCAGAAGCCCCUGGAAUCAUACCUCGAGGGGGAAAAGAAUCCGAUUCCGAGUUGCAUAGUCUCGGACAAGUGUUUGUUUUGGACUUCGGAAACGGCCAAGAAGUUCAAUAUUCCGAGGCUGGUCUUUCAUGGCAUGUGCUGCUUUUCACUCUUGUCUUCUCAUAAUAUCAAGCUCCACAACGCUCAUCGAUCGGUCACUUCUGAUUCCGAGCCAUUCCCGAUUCCGGGACUGCAGCUGCCUCAAAGAAUCGAAAUCACGAGAGCCCAGUUGCCCGGAGCGUUUGUUAUUCAGCCAGACUUGGAUGAUUUCCGAGACAGGAUGAAAGAGGCUGAAACGAUGGCGUUUGGGGUCGUGGUCAACAGCUUCGAUGAGCUCGAAAAAGGGUGUUCGGAGAAGUACGGCGAGGCUCUAAACAACAAAGUCUGGUGUAUCGGACCGGUCUCUCUGUCGAACAAAAACGACUUGGAUAAAGUCGAGAGAGGGAACCGGACCUACAUAAACGACAGAGAGUGUCUAGAGUGGCUUGACACCAUGGAACCAAACUCUGUCGUUUAUGCAUGUCUUGGUAGUCAGUGUCGUUUAGUUCCAUCACAGCUUAUAGAGCUAGGGUUGGGCUUGGAAGCAUCUGGUCAACCCUUCAUAUGGGUGGUCAAACCAGGAGAUAAGUUUUUUGAGUUUGAGAAUUGGCUAAAGGAGGAAAGGUUUGAGGAGAGAAUUAAGGGAAAGGGAAUGUUGAUCGUGGGCUGGGCCCCACAGGUUCUGAUUCUGGCCCAUAAAGCGAUUGGUGGGUUUCUGACUCACUGUGGUUGGAACUCGACCAUAGAAGCGGUUUGUUCUGGUUUACCAAUGAUAACUUGGCCACUUUUUGCUGAGCAAUUUUUGAAUGAGAAAAUGGUCGUGGAUGUUUUGAAAAUUGGUGUUGGGGUUGGAGUUGAAGUCCCGGUUAGGUGGGGUGAUGAAGAAAAAAUUGGGGUGUUGGUAAAGAGAGAUGGAGUGAAGAGAGCCGUUGAGAUGUUGAUGGACGGUGGAGAUGAAGAGGUGAAAUAUAGAAGAGAAAGAGCUAGACAACUUGGAGAGAUGGCUAAAAGAGCUACUGAAGAAGGUGGAUCUUCUUACUUGAACAUAUCAUCUUUAAUCCAAGACAUAUCUAAUUAUUACUAAUUGGAGUAAACUAACAUAUAUAUGUUCUUUAUUUAUAAGUAUUAUUUGGAGUCAUGUAAUAAUAUUAAAAAUAAAGUCGGUUUCUUGUCAAUAAUAAUAACUAUAAGCUCUUGUGUGACGCAAUUGCUUAUAACUUAAUUAUUAAUAAAGUGGAGUUUAUGUAGGGUUGUAAUUAUUUGAAAUGAAAUAUAUAUGGGUAUGUAUUCAAUGGUUACAUUAA
Molecule: messenger RNA, 2206 nt
Organism: Humulus lupulus (European hop)
Lineage: Eukaryota; Viridiplantae; Streptophyta; Magnoliopsida; Rosales; Cannabaceae
Product: UDP-glycosyltransferase 73D1-like
Exons: 1
Coding region: 499-1986 (495 amino acids)
Molecular function (GO): UDP-glycosyltransferase activity
Source: RefSeq, a predicted model, not a curated record